AUGGGGGCAAGGGAGCCGUCCGACCACAUCCCGCAGGGCAGCAGAUCCUCUCUUCAUCCCGCCAGGCCGCUGGGCCUGAGGCCUUUCUCACCCCAUUCGAGAACCUACGUCGCCAGCCGGGGAUCCGCAGGGGUACCAGCCCCCGCCCCACCCCGCAGACAGCCUGGCGUCGGGACACCGGGGACGCCUGCGCAGAAGAACCCGCCUGGCCCCUUGGCUCCAACGUGUCAGAGGAGGUGGGAACGUCCAGACCAGUGUCUCCGUUACAGGACUUCCUCCCCCUUCCACCCGCCCCCCUCCCACCCCGCCUCUAGUCCCCUAGCUCCUCCAGCCAGUUCGCCGCGGCACUCUGAGAACACGGCGGCGGCGCCCGAGGAUAAACGGAAGCUAGCGGGCUUUCCGCCUAAAUCCGCCAAUCACAACAACGACUGCGUGAGGUCUGAGGGCGCCGGAGAGGCGGGCCCUCAGGGCAGGCCGUACCGCCAUUGGCUGGUCCUGAAGGAUUUUUCCACCCUCGUGGUGCUCGGCCCUUUAGUGACCCAGGGCUCUUCUCCGGGAUUGAUCGGUAAAAUAAGGAAAAUAUGGAAUGAUGACAGUAAGCCAGGCAAUAGGAGAGAUUCUUUUGCGUAUCUGUCUCUCAACGGAACCCGCGGGGGCAGCGCAGUGAGGUGGGUGACCCUGUUCCUGAAUGGCAGCCCCAAGAACGGAAAGGUGGUUGCUGCAUAUGGAACUUUAUCUGAUUUGCUGUCUGUGGCCAGCAGUAAAUUCGGCAUAAAAGCCACCAGUGUGUAUAAUGGGAAAGGUGGACUGAAUGAUGAUACUGUUUUGAUCAGGGAUGAUGAUGUUUUAUUUGUGUGUGAGGGAGAGCCAUUUAUUGAUCCUCAGACAGAUUCUAAGCCUCCUGAAGGAUUGCUAGGAUUCCACACAGACUGGCUAACAUUAAAUGUUGGAGGGCAGUACUUUACAACUACCUGGAGCACUUUAGUGAAUAAAGAACCUGACAUUAUGCUGGCCCACAUGUCUAAGGACAAAGGUGUCUGGGGAAAUAAGCAAGAUCAUAGAGGAGCUUUCUUAAUUGACCAAAGUCCUGAGUACUUUGAACCCAUUUUGAACUACUUGUGUCAUGGACAGCUCAUUGUAAAUGAUGGCAUUGAUUUAUUGGGUGUGUUAGAAGAAGCAAGAUUUUUUGGUACUGACUCAUUGAUUGAACACCUAAAAGUGGCAAUAAAGAAUUCUCAACUACCAGAGGAUCAUUUACCAAUAUCCCGAAAGGAAUUUGUCUGAUGUUUGCUAGCAACUCCAACCAAGUCAGAAAUGUGAUGCCAGGGUUUGAACUUCAGUGGGAGUCAAAUGCUCUGUUCUAAUGCAGAAGGAGCAUCUCUGAAACUGUGUAAUUUUGAGGAUCCUUCUGGUCUUAAAGCCAAUUUAGAAGGUGCUAAUCUGAAAGGUGUGGAUAUGGAAGGAAGUCAGAUGACAGGAAUUAACCUGAGAGUGGCUACCUUAGAGAAUGCAAAGUUGAAGAACUGUAACCUCAGAGGAGCAACUCUGACAGGAACUGAUUUAGAGAAUUGUGAUCUGUCUGGGUGUGAUCUUCAAGAAGCCAACCUGAGAGGGUCCAACGUGAGGGGAGCUAUAUUUGAAGAGAUGCUGACACCACUACACAUGACACAAAGUGUCAGAUGAGAAUUUUAGGGGCUGAAUGAAGAUGUGCAAGAUGAAAAUGUUUUCCUUAUCACUUUUCUUUCUCCACCCACUCAGUUGUC
This is a messenger RNA of Gorilla gorilla gorilla (western lowland gorilla), 1763 nucleotides long. Its product is annotated as BTB/POZ domain-containing protein KCTD9-like. Gene Ontology annotation, biological process: protein homooligomerization. Gene Ontology annotation, molecular function: protein binding. The record is from RefSeq and is a predicted model, not a curated record. NCBI's taxonomy places the organism in Eukaryota, Metazoa, Chordata, Mammalia, Primates, Hominidae. The transcript is spliced from 6 exons.